AUGGCUUUAGCCUUUUUCAUUGCGUUGAUCGUUCUCUUAACGGAAUUUAUGCUUUGGUUUGGAUAUUCCCAGAUCGCGAGUAUGGCCUAUGUUGUCUACUUGAAUAUUUUUCAAAAAGAAAAAUUGGCUAACCAAAGCAAGAUCAGAAGAAGCAUAUUGACUGUCAGACAGGAGUUGGCAAGAACUAGCCCACAGGACGAAUUUGCUAAUUGGGCAAGAUUAAAACGUAAAUUGGAUAAGAAAGUGAAUGAAUUAGAAAGAAUUACUGCAUCAUUUGGCUAUUUAAAAACGUCUUUUGAAAUUAAAUUUACGACAUUUUUAUGGGUCGCGUCCAACGGUGUCCAAAUUAUUGUGAUGUUCUAUUAUUUUUCAACACCAGUAUUUUAUCUUCCACCAGGUUGGUUCAGUCCGAUAACAUGGAUUUUCUCUUUGCCGUAUGCACCAUCAGGGUCUGUCAGCGUAUUUUUCUGGUUUUUAAUUUGUCGUAAAAUGACAAAAAAGAUUGUGGUGACCUAUAAAGACUCGGUUCCUUUGUAUUAUUAUUAUGCACCUGAUUCCGUUAAAAGGCUAGUAACUAUUGUACUCCAAUGGUGUAACGUUAAAGUACAAAUGUAUUCGCCUAUUGUUGUUGUAUGGAUUAAAACCAUGCUUCAAUGGUGUUUCGCCAAUAUACGAACACAUUCACCCAUUGUUAUUGCACGAAUGAAGUCACAGGUUCAAAAAAUAUACGAUUUUAUUUUGGAAGUAAAAAAGUCAUCACAAUCAUCAGCUGUAAAUGAACAAUCUAAGUCGUCAGUAGUUGAUGCAACAUCAGGAGCAAAUUAG
Messenger RNA from Racocetra persica, 825 nucleotides. NCBI's taxonomy places the organism in Eukaryota, Fungi, Glomeromycota, Glomeromycetes, Diversisporales, Gigasporaceae. The record is from the annotation of a GenBank genome assembly.